AUGUGUAUACUUUGUUCAAGUGAACCUUUGGAAGACGAUGUCCGGAAACAUAAUCCUGAUGCAUUUCAUGUGGGCAUGAUGCAUGCUCCCGGUGCUGAUCCCAUGUGCUGUCUUGGUUCCUGUUUGUGUCCAUGCUGUGCACAAAUUAUCAUUCGUCGCAAGGCACUGAAUUACGAUAUGAGUAAUUACACGUGCUGUCAAGGCUAUAUGGAUGGUAUUGUGCCCUGUGCACGCUCUGGUAGCUGUGGUGAAUCCAGUUGUCCAAAUGGAUGCCUAUGUCUUGAGGCCUUUUGUUGCAAUGGCUGUGCAGUGUCGGCCACGCGCAUGAUGGUUAUGGACCGCUACCGUCUGCAGCCAGACAAGUGGGACAAUCGCAUUAUGCGAUGCAAUAAUUGUAUCCAGUUGGCAAGCUGUAUCUGCAGUCUACUGUCGAUCUGCAUUUCGGAGCUCGGUGACCUUGCGCACAUUCUGAACUGCAUUGCGCAGUGUACGUACGCAUCGACGCAGGGCUGCAUGACAGCACAAGUGAACGUCGAACUUCGCGAGCGUGAGAAGGCUUUUGAGGUGCCAGACCAGACCAUGGACCGUGUCUAA
Peronospora belbahrii is the source of this 594-nucleotide messenger RNA. The record is from the annotation of a GenBank genome assembly. NCBI's taxonomy places the organism in Eukaryota, Oomycota, Peronosporomycetes, Peronosporales, Peronosporaceae.